Puntigrus tetrazona (Sumatra barb) is the source of this 902-nucleotide messenger RNA. RefSeq names its product S100 calcium binding protein A10a (gene s100a10a). The record is from RefSeq and is a predicted model, not a curated record. Gene Ontology annotation, cellular component: cytoplasm. Gene Ontology annotation, molecular function: calcium ion binding. The coding region runs from base 301 to 606 and encodes 101 amino acids. Lineage: Eukaryota; Metazoa; Chordata; Actinopteri; Cypriniformes; Cyprinidae. The transcript has 4 exons.
GGCACACAUGAGACACACGCUGUGCAGGCAGGGAAGUAUGAUAGGCUGCUUCACAAUGUCCUUGCACACAGGACACUGCAACUCCUGCUCCAUACUCUUCAUGUUGGACUGAAAAUGAGGAGGAGAACUCACAAAGUUCGCAUAACUCAUACACUUGUAUGCUGUGCUGUAAUCAAUGCAUUGCUCAACUUCCUCUGAUAAGACCUUCUCCUGCCCAUGGGCUCGGUCAUAUAAAGUCCUGAGAGAGAGAUAGCCAGCAUUUCUCAAAUUCUUCAUUCAGACACUCAAACGCGAGCAGCCAUGCCAUCCGAGCUAGAGACCGCCAUGGAGUCCCUCAUCAUGGUAUUCCACCGCUACGCCGGAAAAGAGGGUAAGAGCGGCACCCUGACCCGCCGUGAACUCCGAACCCUGAUGGAGAACGAGCUCUCCGGGUUUCUCAAGUCUCAGAAGGAUCCGACUACCAUAGACAGAAUUAUGAAGGACUUGGAUGCCAAUGGAGAUGGCGAGGUGAACUUUGAGGAGUUUGUGUCUUUGGUUGUGGGUUUGUCCAUCGCCUGUGAAGCGUGCUAUAGGAUGCAGUUAAAGAAGACAUCCAGCUGGAAAUGAAGAGGAAUAUGAUCCGUGCAGAUAAACUGCAAAGUCGAUCCCGUUGUCUAUUAAAAUAUCUGAUUGUUUUUUACUUUUCUUUUGAGUUUGUGUAUGUACUUCAGUAUCGAAUGAAAACCAUAAAAAUGACUUUCGCUGGCAGGUUAAAGUACAGUGGGUGUGUGUGUGUGACAGGUCUUAACGCUCUUUGGCCUACAGACAGCAUUCUGUGAGGUUUUAAUUGCUGAAACCAAAUAUGUUCAAACAUCUUUCUGUGCUAAACUUUAUAUUAAAAAUGUCUAUGCGGUUAUAACAAG